AUGAAAGUUAGACAAGAUUUGGCGAAAUCAAAUGGAAAGCUAUCUUCGAAAGUUGACCAUACAGAAGCAUUCAAGGUAGCUUUUUUCAGUCUAGGUGUUCUUUAUGCAGGGAGUAUAAUGACCAUGCAAUUUCUUAUAAGAGAAUAUGCUCAUUUCUGGCCAAGAAAAGUUGCAAAUGACAUUCAUUUUUCCAAAUCACAAAUUCCGAGCCUUCUUCAACUAUUCUCCCUCACAAAAGAUUUUCCUCAAGGUGAAGACAUGAUAGACAUGAUUAAUCAAUGUGAGUUUAAACCUACUAAAGGGGAUACCGAGGCUUGUCCUACUUCUUUAGAGUCCAUGCUUGAAUUUGAUAUUUAUUCUCCUAAAUGGGUAGCAUGUCACCCUAGGCCUUACCCAUACACUCUUUACUAUUGCCACUACAUUUACAUAGGGAGUAAGAUAUUUAAAGUUCUUCUGAAUGGUGAAUAUGGAGAUAUAAUGGAUGCUUUGGGAAUUUACCACCUAGAGACAUCUGACAUGAAUCCUAACCAUUUUAUAUUUGAACUACUUGGAAUGAAGUAUGGGGAAGCUCAAUUGUCCCAUUUCUUCCCUUUUAAGCCUAUCUUAUGGGUGCCACGCCCACCACAUGCCACCGAAUGA
Messenger RNA from Lathyrus oleraceus (garden pea), 639 nucleotides. RefSeq names its product BURP domain-containing protein BNM2C-like. The coding region runs from base 1 to 639 and encodes 212 amino acids. The transcript has 2 exons. The record is from RefSeq and is a predicted model, not a curated record. NCBI's taxonomy places the organism in Eukaryota, Viridiplantae, Streptophyta, Magnoliopsida, Fabales, Fabaceae.